CCUGUCGGUAAAUGGCUUUGACGUUUAUGUGGCUUGACAUUUACAGAAACCGCAUGAUUCGUAAACAAAACUGCAAAUAGUAAAGUGUGCACGCGAAUGGCUUUGCUGUGUACUCGUAUUUUGUUGCGGAAUUCCUCCCGUAAUUAUCACUUUUAUCGCAUAAAAGAUCUAGCUGCGCAAAACUGCAAACCAGGAAAUAAAGUGAAUGUAAAAGGAUGGGUGAAAUCCGUUCGGAACAUGAAGGGUAACUUGUUUGUGGACAUAAACGAUGGUUCGGCAGCCCAAAACUUUCAGCUAGUCAUUAACAAGGACAAACACAUCGACACUGCUUACGGUUCUUCUAUCGAAGCGUGUGGAGUAAUCGCUGCCUCGCCAAAAAAUCAACUUGAACUGCACGUAGACACGUUAACCGAGCUUGGAAAAUGUCCCCUUACCGAGGGCUAUCCGUUCUAUCCUAAAAAAACGUACCCGCCAGAGUACAUCCGGAAUCACCUGCAUUUGCGAUCGCGCGUAAACUCCAUGGCAUCGACGUUUCGAGUGCGGCAUGAGGCCACACGAGCGUUCAACGAGUAUCUACAGCAGCAGGGCUUUGUCCAGAUUCAUACCCCCGUGCUAACGUCCAAUGAUUGUGAAGGUGCGGGCGAAGCUUUCCUGGUGAAGCCACUGAACGAUCAGCUGUUGAAGGGUAUGGCAAAGGAAAACAUUCCACUUGACCAUGCGUAUUUCGAUAGACCCACCUUCCUAACGGUUUCCGGCCAAUUGCACCUGGAAGCGAUGUCACAUGGUUUGGAUAAGGUGUACACUUUUGGGCCAACGUUCCGGGCCGAAAACUGCAAAUCGAAUAUUCACCUGUCCGAGUUUUAUAUGCUAGAGCUGGAGGAAGCUUUUAUGAAUACACUCGAAGAGCUAAUGGACCGGGUAGAAGAUAUGUUAAAAAAGGUUAGCGCCAGUGUUAUUGACAAAAGUGCAGCAGACUUGAGUUCGGUUAGAAAGUUAACUACCGAUGGUAAGCUCGAGAUGUGCUUUCGCUGGAUGGACAAACCAUUCCCUCGGUUGACGUACGAAGAAGCGAUGCACAUAUUGGAAGCGAAUGGAGGUAAAUUAAAAUCACCUGUUCGUCGUGAGGAAGGGAUCAAUAAGGAACAGGAACUGUUCUUGGUUGAACACUGCCAAAGUCCGGUAUUUGUGUGCUACUGGCCAAAGGCGAUAAAGUCGUUCUAUAUGCGAGAAAAUGCCGCAAAUCCUCUGCUUGUCGACGCAUUAGAUCUUCUCGUUCCACAUGUUGGAGAACUUGUGGGUGGAAGUGUUCGUGAGGAUAGCUAUGAUCGGCUGCAACGAAAGCUACCCAACCUGGACGUCCUACAGUGGUACUUAGAUCUGCGGAAAUUCGGAAGCGUAACCACUGCAGGCUUCGGUUUGGGAUUUGAGCGGUAUUUGUCGUGGAUUUUGAACGUCCACAACAUUAAGGAUGUGAUACCGUACCCACGGUGGGCGCACAAUUGUGUAAUGUAGGAAGUCCAAGUCCAAUGUUGCGUGUGAGUUUACAAUUUAUUUAAUACCAAAUAAAUACAGUAGAGUAUUCCGAUUUGUUACAUAUUA
This is a messenger RNA of Anopheles funestus (African malaria mosquito), 1599 nucleotides long. It is a transcript of the gene AsnRS-m, whose product is annotated as probable asparagine--tRNA ligase, mitochondrial. Gene Ontology annotation, biological process: asparaginyl-tRNA aminoacylation. Lineage: Eukaryota; Metazoa; Arthropoda; Insecta; Diptera; Culicidae. Gene Ontology annotation, cellular component: mitochondrion. Gene Ontology annotation, molecular function: nucleic acid binding; ATP binding; asparagine-tRNA ligase activity. Bases 97 to 1512 code for a protein of 471 amino acids. The record is from RefSeq and is a predicted model, not a curated record. The transcript is spliced from 2 exons.